Molecule: messenger RNA, 1302 nt
Organism: Fomitiporia mediterranea MF3/22
Lineage: Eukaryota; Fungi; Basidiomycota; Agaricomycetes; Hymenochaetales; Hymenochaetaceae
Product: ATP-dependent RNA helicase SUB2
Exons: 9
Coding region: 1-1302 (433 amino acids)
Biological process (GO): mRNA export from nucleus; mRNA splicing, via spliceosome
Molecular function (GO): RNA helicase activity; ATP binding; RNA binding
Source: RefSeq, a predicted model, not a curated record
AUGGCGAGUCACGACAACACCGAGGAGCUGAUUGACUACGAAGAUGAGCAGGACGUGAUCGCUAACGGCGCUGCUGCUGUUUCAAAUGGUGCUGCGGCAGGUGAUGGUGACGACAAAGAGAAGAAAAACUUCUCUGGCAUCCACUCGACGGGCUUCAGAGACUUCCUUCUGAAACCAGAGUUACUUCGUGCCAUCAGUGACCUCGGUUUUGAACAUCCUUCUGAAGUUCAGCAGGAGUGCAUCCCUCAGGCUGUUCUUGGAAUGGAUGUUCUCUGCCAGGCAAAAUCCGGCCAUGGAAAAACGGCAGUGUUUGUACUGGCGACACUCCAACAACUUGAACCAGUCAACGGCGAGGUGUCAGUGCUUGUCCUGUGCCACACCAGAGAGCUCGCCUUCCAAAUUAGGAACGAGUAUAACCGGUUUGCGAAGUACAUGCCUGAUGUUCGCAUUGCAACUUUCUACGGCGGCACACCAGUUCAAAAGGACGCGGAAAUUCUCAAAGACAAAAGCAAAUGUCCUCACAUCGUUGUAGCAACGCCCGGCCGACUAAAUGCGCUCGCAAGAGACAAAAUUCUUUUGCCUACACACGUGAAACACUUUGUCCUCGAUGAGUGUGAUAAAAUGCUCGAACAGCUCGACAUGCGUCGUGACGUUCAAGAGAUCUUCCGCGUAACCCCGCAUCAUAAGCAAGUUAUGAUGUUCUCCGCGACUUUAGCUAAAGAUAUCCGAGUAACGUGUAAGAAAUUCAUGGCGAACCCUCUCGAAAUUUUCGUGGAUGACGAGACGAAGCUCACCCUGCACGGGUUACAGCAGCAUUACGUCAAACUUGAAGAAGCUCAAAAGAAUAGGAAGCUCAACGAACUCCUUGAUUCAUUGGAGUUCAACCAGGUUGUCAUUUUUGUUAAAUCUGUAGCACGUGCUAUCGAGCUUGACAAAUUGUUGCAAUCCUGCAACUUCCCAAGUAUUAGCAUUCAUUCUGGUUUGGCACAAGAAGAGCGUAUCAACCGAUACACUGCGUUCAAAGCAUUUGAAAAACGAAUUCUGGUAGCCACAGACAUCUUCGGCCGUGGUAUCGACGUUGAGCGUGUCAACAUCGUCAUCAAUUAUGACUGUCCUCCGGAUGCAGACAGUUAUCUCCACCGUGUUGGGCGUGCUGGACGCUUUGGUACAAAGGGUUUAGCUAUCACCUUCGUGGCUUCUGAGGCAGAUCAGACGGUUAUGAGCCAGAUCCAGGCGAGGUUUGAAGUGGCCGUUCCAGAGUUGCCGGAGAAAAUUGAUUCCGCGAGCUAUAUGACAUCGUGA